AUCUAAACGAGAAGCUUUGUGAUAUCAUAGCGUCGCACCGUUUUCGGGAAAACUGCACUAGAAUUCGUUGCAGCAGUUUCAAUCUCGAAAAAGCUCUUCUUGAAACAUAGGAAAGGCAAUAACUCCUAGUGCCAGUGGACGAACUAGCAGUAUAAUCCGAUGGUAUCGCCAGAGGAUUUACUUAUAAACGGCUUCCUUACCACCAUCGUCGUCGCGCUUGUACACAAUGGAAAGUGGCUCGUCUAUGGAUGUGAUAUCAAUUGUCGCUCUUGCGCUGGAGGGUGUCCUGUAUGGUCUUUCGCUCUUGAUGUUCUUAGCCACGGUAUACGUUCUGAUUAAACGACGAUGCCGGGAUGUCGAGAGCAGGGGCAUUAACGCGAAAAUGAUGGUCACAGCCUGUGCCUUCUGCGCAUUAAGUACAGCACAUAUGAUAAUCGACGUACAUCAUGUACUCUCUGGCUUCGUAUACAAGGAUGACUUGUUUGAAGGAGGUCCAGCGGCAUAUUUCUCAGAUGUCAGCGAAGCGGGGUUCCUUCUCAAGAUCUCAAUUUACUCGGUGCAGACCGCUCUAGCUGAUGCGAUAGUGAUAUAUCGUUGUUAUAUUGUCUGGGGAUCACUCUGGGCUAUUCUCGUUCCCAGUAUAGGCUGGAGUUCAUUCGUAGCAUGUGCAGUCGGAACUGUGUAUAAUUGCUCUCUUAGCCACCAACAAGGCGUAUUUGGACAUGAGAUCGAGCAUUGGAUGCAAGUUUUCUUCGUGUCGACUUUAGCUACAAAUAUUGCUGCGACGGGUCUACUCGGCUAUCGCAUUUGGUCAAUUGACCGACAUAUCGUCUCUCAGAGGCAUGGAAGAGGCAUCCUUAUGCCCUCGCUAUUGAUCAUCAUCGAUGCCGGUAUAUUAUAUUCUGCAUCUCUAAUUGCCGCUAUAGGGUGCUACGCCGCAGAGACUAACGGUCUUUUCAUUGUCCUGGACUUGAUAUCACCGAUCAUCAGCGUUGCUUUCUAUAUGAUUAUAAUCCGCAUUGGCAUGGCGGCUGCUGGCCAGGUGAGCGCGAACAAGGUCACACGUCGUAGUACUGGCGUUCAGCGUUCUCCGUCUCCCUGGCGUAAAGACGACAUCGCGAUGAAGCCACUGCAAGUACGCAUCACGCAGUUUCACGAGAGCCAUAUCGAUAACGGUGAAGGAGAUGUAAAAGAUUUAGAGACAGAGUAUCCCUAUUCGGAAUCUGACUGGACUACUAUACCCGUCUAGAUUCCGGUUGGUUAAUGGCUUUUAUUCUUAUCCGUAUAUACUACUGAAUUUCUGAAACUAAGUCCGAAAUACCUUCAAACCUAGGCUUGAUGUCAACGUUAAACGGCAAUGGAUGGACAUUGGCUGUUUG
This is a messenger RNA of Desarmillaria tabescens, 1379 nucleotides long. RefSeq lists its product as uncharacterized. Lineage: Eukaryota; Fungi; Basidiomycota; Agaricomycetes; Agaricales; Physalacriaceae. The record is from RefSeq and is a predicted model, not a curated record. The transcript has 7 exons. Bases 227 to 1249 code for a protein of 340 amino acids.